AGAAUUAUCAAACACUAUAUAUAUAAACUGCUCUGCGGUCAGCACACCCAAGCUUCACUGCGGAUCCCCAAUUUCUUCAUUCUUUUGAAUUUUUUUUGUUUAGGUACUCUCUAGCUAUACUGAAUUCUUCAAAGUCGGAUCCAGCUGCUCCUCUCCGGACUGCCGACGCCGUCAGUCGCCGCCGUUUUGGUGAGGAGGUGAGGAAAUGGAAGGAGAUUUGUACAAGGCGAGUAGUAGUUUGCGAGCGAGCAGUAGGAGAGCUGACCAGAGCUUCCGAGCCAAUAGCUCGGGGAUAUGGCGGAACACCGGAAUGGAAGUUUUCUCGAGAUCUUCUCGCGAGGAAGACGACGAGGAGGCUUUAAAAUGGGCGGCGCUCGAGAAACUUCCGACCUUCGAUCGCCUCCGGAAAGGACUGCUGUUCGGAUCUAAAGGCGCUAAUGAAAUCGACGUCGGCGAUCUCGGAUUCGACGAUAAACGGAGCCUCGUCGAGCGGUUGGUCAAUAAUGUUGAGGAAGAUAACGAGAAGUUUCUGUUAAAGCUACGAAACAGAAUCGACAGAGUUGGAAUUGAUAUUCCAACCAUCGAAGUCAGAUACGAGCAUCUGAAUAUCGAUGCACAAGCUUACAGUGCAAGCAGAUCUUUACCUACUUUCAUCAAUUUCAUCAUGAACAUGACUGAGGGAGUAUUAAAUCUUCUCCAUAUAAUUCCGAGUAGAAAAAAGCCAUUCACGAUCCUAAAGGAUGUGAGUGGAAUAAUCAAGCCUUGUAGAAUGACUUUGCUCCUCGGUCCUCCGAGCUCAGGAAAAACUACUCUUCUUUUAGCUCUCGCCGGAAAACUUGAUCCUACACUCAAAGUUUCUGGAAGGGUAACUUACAACGGACACGAAAUGCAUGAAUUCAUACCGCAGAGAACCGCAGCGUACAUCAGCCAGCAGGAUUUGCAUAUCGGAGAAAUGACUGUGAGAGAGACUCUGGCGUUUUCCGCUCGCUGCCAAGGCGUUGGCUCUCGAUACGAGAUGCUGGCAGAAUUGUCAAGGAGAGAGAAGGCAGCAAAUAUCAAGCCAGAUCCUGACGUUGAUAUCUACAUGAAGGCAGCUGCAACUGAAGGAGAUGAAGCAAAUGUGGUCACAGAUUACAUUCUCAAGGUCCUGGGGCUCGACAUCUGCGCCGACACCUUGGUGGGCGAUGAAAUGGUCAGAGGUAUCUCGGGAGGGCAGAAAAAGCGUGUCACAACUGGCGAGAUGCUGGUUGGGCCGGCAAAGGCACUCUUCAUGGACGAGAUAUCAACUGGUUUGGACAGUUCUACAACGUACCAGAUUGUCAACAUGCUCCGACAAUACGUCCACAUAAUGAAAGGAACUGCAUUUAUCUCCCUUCUGCAGCCCGCACCCGAAACUUACGACCUAUUUGAUGACAUUGUGUUGUUGUCCGACGGUGUGAUUGUCUACCAAGGACCUCGACAAAACGUGCUUGAUUUCUUCGAAACGAUGGGCUUCAAAUGCCCUGCAAGAAAAGGUGUUGCUGAUUUCUUGCAAGAAGUGACAUCGAAGAAAGACCAGAAGCAAUACUGGAUGCAUAAGGACGAGCCGUACCGGUUCAUCACCUCAAGCGAAUUCGCAGAAGCUUUCCAGUCUUUUGUCAUUGGGCGGAGGGUCGGCGAUGAGCUGGCGACGCCAUUUGACAAGAGCACGAGCCAUCCGGCUGCGCUUACGACCGAAAAGUUCGGUCUAGGAAUAAAGGAGAUAUUCAAAGCCUGCAGCGAAAGGGAAUUCCUACUGAUGAAGAGAAACUCAUUCGUCUAUUUCUUCAAGCUCUUCCAGGUUUCGACGAUGGCAUUCAUCUCCUUCACGCUCUUCUUGCGCACAGAGAUGAACAAAGAUAGUUUUGAAGGUGGAGGGAUAUAUGCAGGUGCUCUGUUUUUCGGGGUCCUGGUCACCAUGUUCAACGGUUUGUCGGAGCUAGCCAUGACCAUUUACAAGCUUCCUGUGUUCUACAAACAGAGGGAUAUGUUCUUCUUCCCUCCAUGGGCCUACGCCAUUCCCGCAUGGGUCCUGAAGAUCCCGAUCUCUUUUCUUGAAGUUGGGAUAUGGACAUUUACAAGUUACUACAUAAUCGGAUAUGAUCCCAACAUAUCGAGGCUAUUCAAACAGUACUUGCUGCUUGUGUUGCUGAAUCAAGCUGCAUCAGCAUUGUUCAGAGCCAUUGGGGCAGCUGGGAGGAACAUGAUUGUCGCAAACACCUUCGGGCUGUUUGCGCUGCUCCUGUUCUUCGCAUUGGGCGGCUUCGUCCUCGCGCGAGUUGAUGUCAAGAAUUGGUGGAUAUGGGGCUACUGGUCCUCACCUUUGAUGUACGCAACGAAUGGAAUUCUUUCGAACGAAUUCAACGGGCACAGUUGGAACAGAUUUUUGAAUGGGACAAGAUUGGGAACUCAGGUGAUGGUGAGCAGAGGGUUCUUUCCUUAUUCGUACUGGUACUGGAUUGGAGUAGCUGCUCUGUUCGGCUUCGUAUGGUUCUACAAUGUCUUCUUCCUUGCAGCCCUAACGUUGCUUGGCCCAUUUGAAAAGCCUCAAGCUGUACUACCCGAGUCGGAAGACGAGAAAAAGGGUUCAGUUUCAGGCAAUGAAAACAGGCGGAGAAGCAACUCCUCAGAAUCUCCAUCCAUGAGGGCAGACGCCAUUGAAGCCACUGAAGAGAACAGGAAACGAGGAAUGAUUCUGCCAUUCGAACCACACUCUCUUACAUUUGAUGACAUCAGAUACUCAGUAGAUAUGCCAGCGGAAAUGAAAGCCCAAGGUGCUACCGAUGAUCGAUUGGAGCUGUUGAAGGGAGUGAGUGGAGCUUUCAGGCCGGGCGUGCUCACAGCCUUGAUGGGUGUUAGUGGCGCCGGUAAGACAACUUUGAUGGACGUGCUGGCCGGAAGAAAGACCGGCGGAUACAUUGACGGAGCCAUAACCAUUUCUGGCUACCCAAAGAAUCAGGAAACCUUUGCUCGAAUUUCAGGCUACUGUGAGCAGAACGACAUCCAUUCGCCAAACGUCACGGUUCACGAGUCCCUCAUCUACUCGGCAUGGCUAAGGUUGCCUCAAGAAGUCGACGAACAGACCAGAAAGAUGUUCAUUGAGGAGGUAAUGGAGCUUGUGGAGCUUAAACCAUUGAGAGGAGCAUUGGUUGGGUUGCCAGGAGUGAGCGGUCUAUCAACAGAGCAACGUAAACGUCUGACGAUCGCAGUCGAACUUGUGGCGAACCCCUCCAUCAUCUUCAUGGACGAGCCUACUUCAGGGCUCGAUGCAAGAGCUGCAGCCAUUGUGAUGAGGACAGUCAGGAACACCGUCAACACAGGCAGAACUGUCGUCUGCACCAUCCAUCAGCCUAGCAUCGACGUCUUUGAAGCAUUCGAUGAGCUCUUCUUGAUGAAAAGAGGAGGACAAGAGAUAUACGUGGGGCCAUUGGGUCACAACUCGUGCCAUAUGAUCAAGUACUUCGAAGACAUCCAAGGCGUCUCAAAGAUCAAAGACGGAUACAAUCCGGCUACCUGGAUGUUGGAAGUCACCACUUCCGCACAAGAACUUCUCUUAGGAGUCGACUUUGCCGAUUACUACAAGAAGUCGGAGUUAUACGGAAGGAACAAAGGCCUAAUCAAGGAGCUAAGCAUACCUCGCCAGGGGACGAAAGACUUGUAUUUUGCGACGAAAUACUCCCAACCUUUCCUCACCCAAUGCCUCGCCUGCUUCUGGAAAGCCCACUGGUCCUACUGGCGAAACCCCCCUUACUCAGCUGUUCGAUUCUUGUUCACAAUCUUCAUGGCAUGUGUGUUCGGAUCCAUGUUUUGGGACCUCGGUUCUAAAAGGACUACUCGACAAGAUCUGUCCAACGCCAUGGGUUCUAUGUACAUUGCCAUCAUCUUUCUGGGAUUCCAAUACGGCUCCACCGUUCAACCUGUUGUGGCCAUCGAACGUACAGUCUUCUACCGUGAAAGAGCAGCUGGAAUGUACUCGGCUCUCCCCUAUGCAUUCUCACAGUUCAUGAUCGAAGUCCCGUAUAUCUUCGUGCAAUCCAUGCUAUACAGCAUCAUCACUUACUCCAUGAUGGGAUUUCAAUGGGAAGUCGGCAAAUUCUUCUGGUUCGCCUACUUCAUCUUCUUCUCAUUGCUCUUCUUCGUGCUCUACGGAAUGGUGACUGUCGCUGUGACUCCUAACCACAACGUCGCUGCCAUCAUCUCUUCCUUCUUUUACGGCAUCUGGAAUCUGUUCUCCGGGUUCAUCGUCCCGCGACCGUUGAUGCCGGUGUGGUGGAGAUGGUACUACUGGGCCAACCCGGUGGCUUACACGCUGUACGGUUUCAUCGUGUCGCAGUACGGUGACUUGGAGGAGCCGAUGACGGACGAGGCGUCGGCAGGGCAGACGGUAAAGCAGUACCUGAGAAGCUACUUCGGGUUCAAAGAAAGCAUGCUGGGAGUUACAGCCGGAGUGCUUUUGGGCUUUGUUAUCUUCUUCAUGUUCAUAUUUGCCUAUGCCAUCAGAACAUUCAACUUCCAGAGGAGAUAGAUGACGACGAUCAACAACAAACAAGAAAGAAGAAGGAUAUUACACAUCACAUAUAUAUUAUAUUAUUAUCAUUAUUUAUAUCCGUAUACCAAAUUGUGUAGUAGAGUUUGCGUAGGAGGAAGUUUUUUAUGUCAUUAUAGAAUAUGCUGCUGACGCUCUGCUUGUUUACACGCUCUAAAAUUUGGGAGUUUCCUUUUUCA
Andrographis paniculata is the source of this 4743-nucleotide messenger RNA. RefSeq names its product pleiotropic drug resistance protein 1-like. Gene Ontology annotation, molecular function: ABC-type transporter activity; ATP binding; ATP hydrolysis activity. NCBI's taxonomy places the organism in Eukaryota, Viridiplantae, Streptophyta, Magnoliopsida, Lamiales, Acanthaceae. Bases 206 to 4543 code for a protein of 1445 amino acids. The record is from RefSeq and is a predicted model, not a curated record. Gene Ontology annotation, cellular component: membrane. The transcript has 19 exons.